AUGGCAGAGGAAUGCAAAACCCAAACCUCACGACUCGUGCGCGCUAACCAGCUCGACGUCGAUGUGGAAGCUUUGCCGCCAACACUGAACAUGGACAAGAAGGGCGGAGCAGCGCAACCGCCGUCGCCGCCGUCAAGGAUCCUGGCUCCGGCUGAGGAAGGCGCCACCAUUGAGACAAGGGAAACAACAAAAGCCAAUGAGAACUUAGAGUUUGGGGGCAGCAUUGCUGGCUUUGGUGUAAGCAUGAUGGUGGCCUGGUACAUUCUCUUCCCAGGAGAUAGAGGAGCACAUAAUCUACGGUGCAUCAUUCCGUUGUUCCUUGGCUUCGCAUGCCUCAUCAGUGGUGUUUGCCUGAUGCUGCUCAGCAUGAACCUGCUGGAGCUCCCACAACACCUUGUCUCCGAGAGCCAGCUCAUGGUUUCCAAAUACCUUUCCUGGUUAUGCAGCGCAUUGCCAGUGGUAACAUUGAUCAGCCCCUUUCUGCUCUCUGGGUAUAAGUUAUACAGGUACAUUGGCCUUGCCCUUCUGGUUGUGGUGACGGCUCCGCUUGCUGUAGUACGAUGGUAUGUGGGACUCAAAGCUCAGGGCGGUGACGAAGAGGCAGCACUCAGGGAGCACAAGGAACAGUUGGAAGCUGCCUUUAAGUUGGUGUCAGCCAUUAGCAACUCUGCCUUCACAGGCGUGGUUGCCCUGGUGGUCAAUUACAAUGUAACUGGUGGUUCAGGGAAGACCAAAAGUGUUGUUCUUGUAGCCAUCUUCUUGGUGUUCACUACUUUAAUCUGGGGUCUGCUCUACAUCGCGAUCCGUGACAAGGUACUGGAGAUCAACAGUCCAAGGCUCAGGGGAUGCAUCAUCAAAUGCAUGUCGCUAGCAAUUAUCUUCAUUCAUUUGCUGCUAGCCUGUGCAGUUCUUGCAGUGGCUUUCGAUAUAGUUGAGUUCUCCAUCUUCGCAGCAUUCGCCCCUUGGGUUUUUGCGGCGGCUGUCCACAUUUUCAAGGAGCACUGUGUUGGCCGUACAACAGCCCAGGACAGCAACCCGAGUGACUACCAAAAGGCACGCCUCAAGUGGAAGGCAGAGAUGGGGCACAAGAUCACAAUGUGGUCUUUUACGGCAAUCAUCGCCAUCUUUGGAGGGUUCCUUCAUGGGAAGGCUGAAUCUCUCAAGGCCUGCACCAUAUUAUUCACCUCAGCUUUUAUGUCCGGCUUUGCUCUCACGGUGGCCACCAUCAAGCCAGACUUGACCAGUGUCGGCCUCGCUGCAGCUACCACCGUACUCGAUUGGACUGCGAAGGCAACAUUUGCUGCGGCAAUAUUUGCUAUUAUCAUUGCAGUGGUCCUGGAUAUAUUUUGAAGCCUUGCUACUCCUGCAGUGUCAACCUUCUUCGAUGACGCACUCUGCACUCUGCACUCUCUGCACUCUGCACACCAUGUCCUUGCACCGGAAUAAAAGAAAGGUGAAUGCUUGAAGUC
Triticum dicoccoides is the source of this 1469-nucleotide messenger RNA. RefSeq lists its product as uncharacterized. NCBI's taxonomy places the organism in Eukaryota, Viridiplantae, Streptophyta, Magnoliopsida, Poales, Poaceae. The coding region runs from base 1 to 1350 and encodes 449 amino acids. The transcript is spliced from 3 exons. The record is from RefSeq and is a predicted model, not a curated record.